AGUCUCACUGAGUUCCAGGCAUGGGAUGUGGGGUGCCAUUUGGAACCCGGGAAACCUAGAUUCCCGGAAACCUACUUGGAGGGGGGUACAGAGCAUCCACAGACCCUCCCUGAGCAUAAAGGUGGACGCUACAGCUACCAGCACCUCAGCUCAGCCCCAGAUCACUCCCUGGAGUCGGCCUGCAGCGCUGUUGAUGUCACCCCCGAGCCCAGUCUGCGGUCCACAGCGAGACACAGGCCAGCCCAGCUCACAGAGCCUGAACGAGGUGCUGCCCCCCCGACCACCACCAUGCCUGAAGUCGAGAGAAAGCCCAAGAUCACGGCCUCCCGCAAACUCUUGCUGAAGAGCCUGAUGCUGGCCAAGGCCAAGGAGUGCUGGGAGCAGGAGCACGAGGAGCGGGAGGCUGAGAAGGUGCGCUAUCUGGCCGAGCGCAUCCCCACGCUGCAGACCCGUGGCCUGUCCCUCAGUGCCCUGCAGGACCUGUGCCGGGACCUGCACGCCAAGGUGGAGGUGGUGGAUGAGGAGAGAUACGACAUUGAGGCCAAAUGCCUCCACAACACCAGGGAGAUUAAGGACCUGAAGCUGAAGGUGCUGGACCUCCGUGGGAAAUUCAAGCGUCCACCACUGCGUCGGGUCCGGGUCUCAGCUGACGCCAUGCUCCGGGCUCUACUGGGCUCCAAGCACAAGGUGUCUAUGGAUCUGCGGGCCAACCUGAAGUCAGUGAAGAAGGAAGACACAGAGAAGGAACGGCCCGUGGAGGUGGGUGACUGGAGGAAGAACGUGGAGGCCAUGUCUGGGAUGGAAGGCCGGAAGAAGAUGUUUGAUGCCGCCAAGUCUCCAACCUCACAGUAGAGGCCGGCUUGCUGCGCUGUGCUCUGGGCUUCCGUUUGCGCUCCUCCCUCCAACCUGGCUCACCUACCUCUCUGCAUCCCACCCUGCCUUUCUGGAGCCUCCCAUCCUGUUCCCACUUCUCCCCUCCAGCCUGAGUGCCCUCCUCUGGAACUGGGAUUCAACAGACACCCAAGAGGACAGAGAGCAGUGUCUGAAGACCUCAUCCUGGCAGGGUGGAGACCCCGGCCAGCCGUGGUGUAGCCAAGCUGAGGAGGAAGAGGUGUGAGAGCACCUUCCCUCUGGCCCCUUGCCACAUCCCUCCACUACUUCUGUGACAUGUAGAGUGCCCCCAGGUAUCACAGCUUUUCCAUUAAAAACCAGGGUCCUGGUCAUUUCUGUAA
Leptonychotes weddellii (Weddell seal) is the source of this 1232-nucleotide messenger RNA. The record is from RefSeq and is a predicted model, not a curated record. NCBI's taxonomy places the organism in Eukaryota, Metazoa, Chordata, Mammalia, Carnivora, Phocidae.